GUCAUAGUUGUGAGGCCUUCCUCUCAGAAGUGUUUAUUUUUAGCUCUCAGCUAUGAUCCGUCUUUAUCUGGACCGGGGCAAUUGUGCCAGAGUGUGAGAUUGUGUUCUUCUCUCACUGGAGUUCACAAUAAAAAGAGAGAAAAAAACCUACACGGCACAUUUAAGAAAAAAAAACAAAACAGUUCAAUGGGAAACUACAAAUCCAGACCAUCUCAGACAUGCACAGAUGAGUGGAAGAAGAAAGUGAGCGAGUCGUACUCUGUGAUCAUUGAGAAGCUGGACGACGACUUCCAGCUUCCAGAAAGUGCUCUGGCAGACCUCCACCUUGCUUUCAGCUCCGACGAGGCUUUCCAGAAGGUGAACGUGAACUACCGAACGGAGAAGGGGCUGUCGCUGCUGCAUCUCUGCUGUGUGUGUGGAGGAAAUAAAGCUCACAUGCGUACCCUGAUACUCAAAGGCCUGCGUCCUUCCAGACUCACCAGGAAUGGCUUCACUGCACUCCACCUGGCUGCUUACAAGGACAACGCUGAGCUGGUGACUGAACUCCUGCAUGGCGGGUCAGACGUGCAGCAGGUGGGAUACGGGGCCCUCACAGCUCUGCAUGUUGCUACAUUGGCUGGGCAUCAUGAGGCUGCUGACAUACUCCUACAGCAUGGAGCUUUUGUCAACGUUCAGGACGCUGUGUUUUUCACUCCGCUACAUAUUGCCUCCUACUAUGGCCACGAGCAGGUUGGAAAGCUGCUGCUGAAGUUUGGGGCAGAUGUGGACGCCAGCGGUGAGGUGGGGGACCGGCCGCUGCACCUGGCGGCGGCCAAAGGCUUUCUUGGCAUCAUAAACCUGCUGGUGGGAGACGGUAGCAAAGCUAAUGUAAAUGCCCGAGACAAUGAAGAACACGUUCCUCUCCACUUCUGCGCCCGUUUUGGUCACCAUGAGAUCGUUCAUUUUCUUCUCGAAGGCAGCGGCGAAGUUCAGCCCCAUUCUGUCAACAUCUACGGGGACACACCGCUGCACCUGGCUUGCUACAAUGGCAAAUUUAGUGCGGUGAAGGAGAUGAUACAGCUUUCUGGUACGGAAAGUUUCUUAAAGGAGAACAUUUUCAGUGAGACGCCACUUCACAGUGCUUGUACUUACGGCAAAGACCUGGAGAUGGUCAAAUUCCUGCUGGGCCAGAACGCCAUGAGCAUCAAUCAUCAGGGCAGAGAUGGCCACACAGCUCUUCACAGUGCCUGUUUCCAUGGCCACAUCCGCCUGGUACAGUUUCUGCUGGACAACGGGGCCGACAUGAACCUCGUGGCCUGUGAUCCCAGCAGGUCCAGCGGGGAGAAAGACGAGCAGACUUGCCUGAUGUGGGCUUACGAAAAAGGUCACGAUGCCAUCGUCACCUUACUUAAACACUACAAACGUCCAGAUGAUUCCCCUUGUAAUGAAUACUCCCAGCCAGGAGGGGACGGCUCCUAUGUGUCAGUGCCAUCUCCGCUUGGAAAAAUCAAAAGCAUGACUAAAGAAAAAGCUGAAGUGCUUGUGCUCCGGGCCAGCCUCCCAUCUCACUUCCACCUUCAGCUGUCUGAGCUGGAGUUUAAUGAAAUUAUCGGAUCGGGCUCCUUUGGGAAAGUCUACAGAGGCAAAUGCAGAAACAAAAUUGUCGCCAUAAAACGGUACAGAGCCAACACGUACUGCUCAAAGUCUGAUGUGGACAUGUUCUGCAGAGAGGUUUCCAUCCUCUGUCGCCUCAAUCACCCCUGUAUCAUCCAGUUUGUGGGAGCGUGCCUGGAUGACCCCAGUCAGUUCGCCAUCGUUACCCAGUACGUCUCUGGAGGCUCGUUGUUCUCCCUGCUGCAUGAGCAGAAGAGGCUCAUCGACCUGCAGUCCAAGCUCAUCAUUGCCAUCGACGUGGCCAAGGGCAUGGAGUACCUGCACAACCUCACCCAGCCCAUCAUCCACCGGGACCUCAACAGUCACAAUAUCCUGCUCUAUGAGGAUGGACAUGCAGUGGUGGCUGAUUUUGGAGAAUCAAGAUUUUUACAAUCGGUCGAUGAAGAUAACCUGACCAAGCAGCCAGGGAACCUGCGAUGGAUGGCUCCUGAAGUGUUCACCCAGUGCACCCGCUACUCAGUGAAGGCAGACAUGUUCAGCUACGCCCUCUGCCUGUGGGAGCUGCUCACUGGAGAAAUCCCUUUUGCACACCUGAAGCCAGCUGCUGCUGCUGCAGACAUGGCUUACCAUCACAUCCGGCCUCCUAUUGGCUACUCGAUCCCCAAACCCAUCUCUGCUCUUCUCAUGAGAGGCUGGAACUUCUGCCCAGAAGACAGGCCUGAAUUCUCUGAAGUGGUUUCCAACUUGGAGGAAUGUCUGAGCAACAUAGAGUUGAUGUCUCCGGCCUCCAGCAACAGCAGCGGCUCCCUUUCGCCCUCUUCCUCCUCUGACUGUCUGCUGAGCCGAGGAGGACCCGGUCGAAGUCACGUGGCUGCCCUGCGCUCUCGUUUUGAGCUGGAGUACGCUCUCAACACCCGUGCCUACGCCUUCUGGACUCAGAGUGAGCGCCGCAGAGCUUCUGGUGGACUUUCACUGGAGGAAAUCAGGAGGAACAUGCAGUUCUCUCCCAUUGAUCGAAAUGGGUAUGUUUCUGAUCCCAUGAGCACCAUGAGGUUCCGCUCGUCCUUCAGCAGCAGCGGCAGCUUUGAAGACAAUAGCUGAGCUGUUGAUCAUUUUCUGGGUUUUGUGAAAUCACUGUAGAUAAUGUUGCGGAGGCGUGCAGAAGAUGGGAUUUUUUGCUGGUUUAUUGCAAAUUUAAAGUUUGUUUCUCUUUUAUAUGUGCGGUGUUUUAGUUUUAUGUCUUUGCAUAUGAUUUAGAACAAAUGCUGGAAUAUUGUAAACAGUUUGGUUUUUGUCAAUAAAAAAAAGUAGCAGCCACUUUCAA
This is a messenger RNA of Gambusia affinis (western mosquitofish), 2917 nucleotides long. It is a transcript of the gene tnni3k, whose product is annotated as TNNI3 interacting kinase. The coding region runs from base 187 to 2694 and encodes 835 amino acids. Gene Ontology annotation, biological process: protein phosphorylation; regulation of transcription by RNA polymerase II. Lineage: Eukaryota; Metazoa; Chordata; Actinopteri; Cyprinodontiformes; Poeciliidae. Gene Ontology annotation, molecular function: ATP binding; protein kinase activity; RNA polymerase II-specific DNA-binding transcription factor binding. The transcript is spliced from 25 exons. Gene Ontology annotation, cellular component: nucleus. The record is from RefSeq and is a predicted model, not a curated record.